Racocetra fulgida is the source of this 308-nucleotide messenger RNA. The record is from the annotation of a GenBank genome assembly. Lineage: Eukaryota; Fungi; Glomeromycota; Glomeromycetes; Diversisporales; Gigasporaceae.
GUCUAUCAAUUAACCAAUCAAAAUGAACUUUUGGUAUGCUUCGGAAAAAUAAUGGCUUAUUUAUAUUCAGUAGAUGUAACACAGAUGGCAGCCAAAUCGCAAAUUCAACAAAUUUCUUUGGAAUUAUCCAAUAUGAAAAUAGAAACCGAUUUAAAGAGAGAAGUAAUAAAUAAUAUUAUGCAUCAUAGAUCGAUCGGUACUUACAAAGGGAAAAGACACGUAAUGGGUUAUCCUGUUAGAGGCCAACGUACAAAAACAAAUGCUAGAACUGCUAGAAGAUUAAAUGGAAGAUGGAUAAAAAAAGAGGG